AAGGACUUAAGGACCUAAAAAAAAAAAAGUUGGUACUUUUACUCUUUUUGCAGAUUUGAAAAUCUGAAAUCUAAAAAUUCUGCAAAUGUGGAAGAGAAAAAAAUGAAAUCUUCAGAAAAUCAGAAGUGUCAAAUCCAAAAUUCCUAAAAUUCCAAAUUUUUUCCUGUGCGUACGAUAAUUUUUCUAUGUGUACGAUAAAUUACGGCCCUGUGUCGAUCAGACAAGCUAAAGUCUCUGGGAUCACUGUAUGCAGGCUAACAGUAGCACGUAAACGAAGUAACAAUACUAAUAAUUGUUAACGAGUGUUAUUUAGAAUAAGUUCCAUAUAUAUAUAUAUAGUGAUUGAUUAUAAUUAUUGUGGAAGUCAUUAUGGAGCCCCAAGAUAUUUAUUACAAUAUUGCUGAAUACGUCGAGACGGCAUCAGGAAAUAAAGUGAGUAGACAGACUGUUCUUUGUGGAUCGCAAAAUAUAGUGUUACAUGGGAAGGUAAUAGUGCAAUCAGAUGCCAUAAUCAGAGGGGAUUUAGCAAAUGUAAAGGUUGGUCGGUAUUGUAUUAUAAGCAAGAACGCUGUGAUACGACCACCUUUCAAAAAAUUUAGUAGGGGGGUAGCCUUCUUUCCGUUAACUAUGGGUGAUCAUGUAUUUGUCGGAGAAAGAGCUGUUGUCAAUGCUGCUCUUGUCGGUUCAUAUGUAUACAUUGGAAAAAAUGCAGUAAUAGGGAGACGUUCAAUAUUAAAGGAUUGUUGUUACAUUGAGGAUGAUGCAGUAGUACCACCAGAAACAAUAGUUCCAUCUUUUACUAGAUUUUCUGGAAGUCCUGCUGUAUGUAUAGAGGACUUACCUGAAUGUACUCUAGAUCUUAUGUUAGAUUUUACUAAGAAUUACUAUCAACACUUUUUACCAGCACGAAUGUAA
Molecule: messenger RNA, 915 nt
Organism: Polistes dominula (European paper wasp)
Lineage: Eukaryota; Metazoa; Arthropoda; Insecta; Hymenoptera; Vespidae
Product: Dynactin 5, p25 subunit
Cellular component (GO): dynactin complex
Source: RefSeq, a predicted model, not a curated record